CCGUAUCGUUUCGAGGUUUCGCAUCAGUUUGGAUCAGCUGAGGCUUAGUCUUAAUAGAAUCUCAGCACGAGAACGACCCUAGCGUCCGACUUGUCAUCACAGACAUGGACUUUGAUAAGAUCUUGGAGAAGUGCGGAAAUGCGGGUCGCUAUCAGUACCUCAUGAUAUUGCUGCUCGGCUACAUAGCCUUCACCACAACAGUGCAUUACUACUCACAGAACAUCAUUGGGUUUGUGCCGCAGCAUUGGUGCUACCAUGAGCAGCUGGUGGAUCGCAGCUUCGAGGAGAUUGCCGCUGUCUACGCGCCCUUUGGCAAAGAUGCCUCCUGCACGCGGCUGGAGAAGAUCGAGGGCAACAAUCUGACGGUGAGCAGCAAGGCCUGUCAGCGUUGGAUAUACAACUACGACUAUGGGUUCAGGAGCAUGAAUGCUGAGCUCAACUGGGUCUGCGACGAUGCCUACAAGGCACGCAUUGGCCAGUCGCUGUUCUUUCUGGGCUCCCUCCUGGGCACCUUCACCUUUGGCAUGCUGGGCGACAGAAUCGGGCGAGUGCGUGCCGUGAUCCUGGCCAAUCAGUGCGGUUUCGUGGGCGAUUUCCUAACCACCUACGCCACGAAUCUGGUGCAAUUUGCCACCUUUCGGUGCAUUUCGGGUCUGGCGGCCACAGCGAAUUAUUAUCUGAUGUUUAUUCUGGUUCUGGAAUACCUGGCCCCCAAGCUGCGGAAUUUGGCCAUUAGCGGCACACUGGGCAUAUGCUUCUGCCUGGGCGCUUUGGUGGCACCUUGGCUAUCGGUGCUGGCCGGCAAUUGGCGCAUCUACUUGACCUGCUCGGCCCUGCUGCAGCUGGUGGUGGCUUUGUUCUACUUUGUGGUGCAGGAGAGCGCCCAGUGGCUGAUCACACGCACCAAUGUGGAGGGCGCCAUUGCCCGACUGAAGCACAUUGCACACUUCAACGGCCGCCAAGUGCCGGCAGCGGACUUUGAGGCAUUCCGCAGGAACUGCAUAGCCAAGCGGAAGCUAUCAAAUCAGCCGGAGCAGACGGCUGGCAUUAUUGACCUUCUGCGAACGCCCAAUCUACGCAAGAUUUCGCUGCUGGUGGUGCUGAUAUUCAUGCUGACUUCGCUGAGCUUCAACACCAUUUCCCGCAAUGUGGAGGGCUUGGGCAUGUCUCCCUUUGUGGUUUUCUCGCUGUUUGCUGUGGUCGUCCCACCAUCGGGCUUCAUCCAGGGGCUCCUGCAGAGUCGUGUUGGCCGCAAGGCCACCGCUUUUUUGGCCAUGCUCUGCACGGGACUAUUGUCCUGCGCCCUUGGCGUGGCCCUGUCUAUGGAGGGUGCACACAGCAGUGUGACCCUACUGCUGUCCUUUGCCCUGCCCAUGAGGCUGGGCAUCUCCUUGAGCUACACUGUCACCUCGCAGUACGCCUCCGAGCUGCUGCCCACGUGUGUUCGAUCACGGGGCAUUGCUGCAGUGCAUCUGGCUGCCGCAGGUGCUUCCUUUCUGUCGCCCUACCUCAUACAUUUGGGCACCAAACUGGCAGCGGCCACGUCACUGAUACUGGCGUUGCUACUGCUGACAGCCUCCUUUUGCACUCUUAUGCUGCCGGAGACGAACAACAGACAACUUCCCAUCACAUUGGCUGAUGGCGAGGCCUUUGGCAAGGGCGAGUCCAUGCUCUCGUUUGAUUGCUGGCGACGUCACGAUGACGAUGUGUCCAAGCAGCCCGCCGAAGAGCUGAAGCUGCAGCCGAUCAAUGGUCAACAGCCCGCCAAGCCUGCAACGGAGGCUGAAGUGUAGUCAGCAUCCGAUGUGAUCCCCCCCAAAUAGGUAUUAGCACAAACAAACACUAAAGAUGGCUGUCAGUAGAUGUGAAUUUUGCUUUAUUUGAUUGAUUUCAUUGCGGUUCACAAUUUCUAACACAAUUUUUAGUUGGAGCGAGAGACCGGUCCGGGCUCCGCGGCGUAUUGAGCCAAUUUCUUGAGCUCAUUAUUUAAAUUUGUGGUAUUCGUGUAUCGUCGGUAUUCUUUUGUCGCAUGUAUUAAGUACUUACUUGUAAGUAAAAGUUUUUUCAUAAGUACAUAUCUUGUAUCUUGUAUCUUUGUAAAUGGUUAUGUAAACUCUUUGUAAUUAUGCAACGCUUAAAUGCCAUAAACA
This is a messenger RNA of Drosophila subobscura, 2150 nucleotides long. Its product is annotated as solute carrier family 22 member 6. The coding region runs from base 105 to 1793 and encodes 562 amino acids. NCBI's taxonomy places the organism in Eukaryota, Metazoa, Arthropoda, Insecta, Diptera, Drosophilidae. Gene Ontology annotation, molecular function: transmembrane transporter activity. The record is from RefSeq and is a predicted model, not a curated record. Gene Ontology annotation, cellular component: membrane. Gene Ontology annotation, biological process: transmembrane transport. The transcript is spliced from 5 exons.